UGAUAUUGAUAUUGAAAUAUGUGUUAUAGAAUCCUCCCCCUAUACUCCUAAUUUGAGCUUCUCAGACUAUAUAUAGAUUAUAGGACACAACACUACACACAAUCACACACCUAUAAUUUUAAUUCAUAUUUGGCGUCCCAUUAUUUUACAAUAAUUCGUUUAUGACCAAACCAGUUCAUCACUCUCUCGCCUCGAUAUUAUAACCCAUCUUCAUUUGAAUCAAAGAAGAAAGUCUCCUCAUUCCUUCUUCUUCUCCUCACUCUCUUUUCUUUCUUUCUUUCUUUUAUUCUAUUCCUCUCUAGCACUCCCUUGUGUUGAAACAUCUUCAACCUGAGAGUUUACUUUUGUUUGGUUUUUCAUUAUAGCAUUAUUAUUAUGGCUCAGAAGUACUUGCACGAGCUACUUGAGGAGGAUCAAGAACCGUUCUUUCUAAACAAGUAUAUUUCCGAUAGGCGAACCCAGAUGAAGAGGCCUUCCCCGAAGACGAGUCUGCAAGUGAAGAAACGCAAAUCAAUCAAUCCAAACACAAACUUCCCGAGAAAUCUCUGCAAAAGCGCUUGUCUUUUCUCUCUCACAGACACCCCCGACCUCAGAAAAUCACCACUCUUCGAAUUCACUUCCCCAGUCAAAAGCCCUUGCAAAUCACCAAACGCUAUUUUUCUACACAUCCCUUCUAGAACCGCUGCUCUGCUUCUAGAAGCCGCUCUCAGGAUCCAGAAACACUCCUCACAUGUUACUUCAAAGCCCAAAACAAAAGCCCAUUCCUUCGGCCUCUUCGGGUCACUGUACAAGAGACUCACUCAACGGAACCAGAAAAAGCAUGAGAUAGAGAGUGGUGGAGGCGUUAAGAUUUCCGUGAAGGAUGUUUUGAAGUGGGAUUCUUCUGUGGGGCGAAGAAAAGUUUCUAAAGCCAACGGGAAAUGCAAGGAGCAAGAAGAAACAGUGAAUGUGAAUGUGAAUGUGAAUACGUGUUCUUACAAUGGUAGUAGUGCUCUUUGGUCAGAGAGCAAUGAAGAUAACAAAUCACUAGACAUGGAAACCUCAAGUAGUGGCUACUACUCUGAAGAGAUUCACUUCGUAACCAAUCACAAACAGUACUCCACGUGCUUCUGCGAAAGCCCGUUCCGUUUUGUUCUCCAAACAAGUUCCCCUUCCUCCGGUCAUCACACGCCGGAGCUUCCCUCGCCGAGUCGCCACCCAACUGAGGAGAAAGAAAGUAAUGAAGGUGAGAGUGUGAAGAAAUUCGAAUCAGGGGAAGAGGAGGAGGAAGAUAAGGAACAGUGCAGUCCAGUGAGUGUGUUAGACCCUCCAUUCGAGGACGAUGACGAAGGGCAUGGAAACGGUGAUGAAGAAGAAGAGGAAGAGGAGGAGGGUGGUUUUGAUAUGGAGUGCAGUUAUGCGAUUGUACAGAGAGCCAAGCAGCAGUUAUUGUACAAACUUUGUAGAUUUGAGAAACUGGCGGAGUUGGAUCCAGUAGAACUUGAGAAAAGAAUGCAGGACCAAGAAGAGGACGAGGAUGAAACAUUUAUGGAAGAGGAACAUGGUGAUGAUGAGAACAACCAAGCAUCAUACAAAGAAAAUGACUUCAUAGAACUAAUUUUCCAAGCUCUGUGCCAAUCAAGGGUCCAUGACAGACAGCAAAUCCCAGAGGACUUUAAGAAGCUGGUAUCUGAUCUCAUUAUGGAAGAAGAGAGAGCACUUGAUUCCUUAGAAGAUAGGGACAUGGUGAUAAGAAGGAUAUGCAAGAGGCUGGAAUUAUGGAAAGAAGUGGAGUCUAACACAAUUGACAUGAUGAUAGAAGAUGACUUCUCUAGAGAGGAUGGUGUGUGGAGGAAAAAUAUAGAGCAGAUAAGAAAUAUGGCUGGGGAGCUUGAGCUUGCUAUCUUUGGCUUUCUGGUAGAGGAAUUUUCAGAGGAACUAGUAUGUUAAUUAAUUGGGGGUAAAUUUUGAAGCAGCUCAAGAACUUAGUAUGAAUGAUUAUCUAUAUUCUUUUUCUUAGAUUAAGAGUACAGUCUGACUUGCAAUGGAUAAUAGGCUAGUAAUUGGAAAAAAAAAAGUAACCCAAAAAUAUAAUCAGGGUAUAUAUGUACAUGACUCAUGCUUGUAGCUGGCUGUGGGGAUGCUGUAAGUUAUGUAAUAAUAUAAUUUACACUUCUUGAUCCCA
Glycine soja is the source of this 2164-nucleotide messenger RNA. RefSeq lists its product as uncharacterized. The transcript is spliced from 3 exons. Bases 376 to 1929 code for a protein of 517 amino acids. The record is from RefSeq and is a predicted model, not a curated record. NCBI's taxonomy places the organism in Eukaryota, Viridiplantae, Streptophyta, Magnoliopsida, Fabales, Fabaceae.